This is a messenger RNA of Scleropages formosus (Asian bonytongue), 4005 nucleotides long. It is a transcript of the gene pgap4, whose product is annotated as post-GPI attachment to proteins GalNAc transferase 4. Gene Ontology annotation, cellular component: Golgi membrane. The transcript has 2 exons. The record is from RefSeq and is a predicted model, not a curated record. Lineage: Eukaryota; Metazoa; Chordata; Actinopteri; Osteoglossiformes; Osteoglossidae. Gene Ontology annotation, biological process: GPI anchor biosynthetic process. Bases 330 to 1553 code for a protein of 407 amino acids. Gene Ontology annotation, molecular function: glycosyltransferase activity.
CAAGGGCUGGAGCGCCACGGCACAGCGUUGACGUUCUACAGCGAACGGCAGCUCACGUUGGCGCCGCAAAGAUCAAGGAAACGGAAAGGAGAAUGCAAAAGGGAUAUAUUUUUCCGAUCUUCAGGAGCUUGGGAAACAACUGAAUAAUAAUAUGUAAUGAUGGGGACGAAAAAGAGCCAGCCGUUGAAACGCUUCACGAAUGCCACGUAUUUCAUUCUUUGGAAACAUACCGCCAUCAUGUAAUCGUCCGAGCAGGAACGGAGGUAAUUGUCUGAACUUGUCGCGACUGUUCUUUAGGAGAAGUGGUUUUGAGAUUGUCCGGGUCGGAGAUGUUUCAACUAGCAACGAAGAAGUGUCUUCAAAAGUCUUGGUGCAAAGCCCUCGCGAGUCGACGUGCGCGACCGUCCCGUACCGCGUCGCAGGGACUGGCCCUUUGUUUUCUGACGUUUGCCGUUAUACUGCCAUUAUUCUGUCACCGAUCGCUUUACUCGUAUUACUUCAUGAAGUCCCUCUACCUGAAUUCUAUGAGCGACAGAGCUCUGGAAGAAAGUUACAGGAGAGGUCAAGAGGCGCUGCGUUUUUGGGAGGACCCCGGUGCGACGCUGCCCCCGGGUUUUGCCGGCGCGGGGGACCGGAAGGCGCCGGAGCUGUUGGUCACGGUGGUGACCGCCGCAAGGUACCAAGGCAAAGAAUAUCACUACUUGCUCCAGGUGAUGCGACGGCUGGCGUCGCUGACGGGAGCCUGCGGAGGACGGGCUUGCGCGGAAGUGCUGGUGUGCGAUGUGGAGACGGGCCCCCGGGGCAACGAAGACGCCGGCCUCUUGGAGAAAAGGGUCCGAGUGCUCCGAAGGUCCUCGGAAGAGAUGGAACAAGUCGCGCGUUCCCCUAAUAUCUUCGAAAAGGAGAAGAGGGACUACAUCUAUUGCCUGAGGAAGGGGUGGGAGCGGAUCCGGCCGAAAAACGUCGUCGUGCUCGAAGAUGAUGCUCUACCUUCGGCGGACUUUUUCCCCGUGAUUUAUAACUUGCUCUCCCGGCGGUUUUCUUCGCGGUCGCUCUACGUGAAACUGUACCAUCCCGAGAGGCUCCAGAGGUACUGGAACCCGGAACCUUACCGCAUUCUGGAGUGGGUGGGCCUCGGCCUGUUUGGGGCGACCGUCCUGCUCCUCGUCUCCGCUUCCUGCGCGGCCCUGUCCUUCUCCUUCUCGGCCGCGCACUUGAUAUUUCUCAUGCUCUACGUCAUGCUUGCCGUGGAGCUCGCGGGCAGACACUACCUUCUUGAGAUACGGCGCCUCUCCCCCCAGCUGUACGCGGUGUCCCCGGCCACGGAGUGUUGCACCCCGGCCAUGCUGUUCCCCGGCAACGCUUCGCUCCGGGUGGCGGAGUACCUCGACCGGGUGUUCUGCGCACGAGGUAGAGCCAAGGACAUAGCGCUGUACCAGAUCGCAAGGUCUCUUCCUGGAGAGCGAGCGCACAGCUUGGAGCCCAACCUCAUCACGCACAUUGGCGCUUUCUCUUCGAUAAGGGGCAAUCCCUCCCACCCUCAGUUACUGUGAGCGGAUCCGGCCGACGCUGGCAGGAUUACCGGUCGCCGACUCGCCGUGAAGAAUCGCUCGUCUUUGAUUCGUCGCGCCGUGUCCGCAGUUUACCCACGUGAAGCAUCACUUUGAAGACGCUGUUCAAUUAGCUCAAGUAAGUCUCUUCCACAUGGAAGUCUGACAGCAAGUGCCCCGUAGAACCGACGCAGGAUCACUUAUAACGCGGUCAAGGGUUAGACCGUUCUCUCUCUCUCUCUCUCGUUAUUUUUUGGCAAUGCAACGUUGUAGAAAUCCUAAAAAAAACUAAAUAGGAGCAGUAUUUUUGUAGCAUGGCGAGCGGUCGGAGGGACAGGACAAAGCGUGGGCAGCGGUUCCAUCCUCGGCAGGAUGGGCAGAUGUCGGGCGGAUGGCCAUAUCAUCCUUGCCAUCCUACUGCAGGAUAGAUUUGAAGGACUGCGAGUGACUAUCAAAAUAAAGUACAGGUGAAGCUUGUUACCUGACCGCGCCCCCCCCCCAGUCACGCAUGUCGUACUCAUCCACCGCCAGAGUUCAGCCGGGAGCGCCUGGCUGAGCUCGACAAUCCCCGUCCCACCUGGAGAAGAAAUUGGGCACCGCAAGGUCACCUCCCAGCCAGCGUACCAUCUGAAAAGAGAAAGGUUCCAAUGCCAGAUACCAACGUGCUGUGCUGGCAUCGGUGUCCUUCCUGGACUGCAACCGCCGGAGAGGAGCGCGAUCGGCGCGGAGGCGGAAGGGUCGGCCCAGGAGGUAAUACCAGAGGGCGAGGACUGCCCGCUUGGUUGCCAGGAACUCUUUCAAUGUUGAUACAAUGUUGUCGAGGUGACAGUUUUCAGGUGAUGCAGAAGAUGGCUAGUGCUCCCCUCCGACCUUCUGGGAGAGGACAGGUAACCGAGUGCCCGAUGCAGCAGUCUUUUUUUUUUUUUUUCCUGUAAUUAUAAAUGCAUAAAUGGGAUAUUUUUAUGCCUACCCAAACAUCCAGGUUAUAUCUUGUUCAUGCUGUAGUUUGAAAAUGAAUCACAGUCUGACAUCGUUGCAGUUAUUUUUGUAAGACUGUCGUUGCCGAUUUAAGUGCCUUAUACUGGAAUAAUCAGAAAAUAACCACAUUAACCAUACCAAAAACAAGGUUAUAAGAAUCUUGCACAACUGGAUAAUUGCAAACUAGAUUAAACCCAGUAAAGAAAAUAGGCAAUGGGCAAGAUGCACUUUUUCAAUUCUGCAUAAGGGAGGUGUGGAAGAAUAAGAAUAUGAAGGAAUAUUUAAUAUUUAUGAAUAUAUUUAAUAUAUACCACUUUGUUUUUAUGCACAAUCUUAAUGUAUAAGACUAAUGUGUUUUAUUAACAAAUAUCUUCAUAUUCUCUCAAAUUUACCUUUAAAAUACACCUGAAGAUUUUUUUAAAAGAAAUUUAAGUUUAAGAAAGUGAACAUGUUGAGCAAUAGCCCUAUUUUUGCUGUUAACAAAACUGUUUUCUUAAGUGACUUACAGGAGCAUUUAACUGUCUCCUGCUCUAUUCUAAUAGUGAAGCUUCAUUCCACUUGUGUGUGACCUUGCCUAUAGAAAUCUCAGCCUUUGCCUCAAGAGGACUAAGAGUGUGAGCUCAUGUAGGUAGUAGUGGUAUGUUCAUAAGUCAAAACUGAAAUUAUUUGUCCUUAAGAUUAUUACUUUCUUUCACAGAUAUUGGUACACAACCAGACAUUUAUAUUUGUACCAAGAUAAAUACAUAUUUUUCACUCAAGCAAUUAAGUAUUUUGAUCAUUAUUAGGUAUUAGUUCAGCAAUAAGAAACUUGUGAAGAUUCAACUAUAUAAAUAUCAAAUAUUAAUUUGAAAGCAUAAAGCAUGUGAAAUUUGAAUCACAAUAUAAUGCUGAAGGUUAGAAAGUAUUUUUAAAGAUGAAAAAAAUAGUGACAAGCAAUUGUUAAAUCAAAGCAAGCAAAUUCAGAGCCACAUGUACAAAGUCCUUCAGAAUUAAAGAAUGUAUUAGAGAGAGAGAGACACAGAGUUAUAUAUAUAUCCGCAACACAAUUAGAACCCACGAGCUCACUCUUUCAGGCCUUUCUGAACAUGCAGCAUUUAUAUGCUUGCAAAUCAGUUUUCAUGCAAGAAACAGUAUUUUUGCAAAAACAUUUAUUCUUAAGGCCUUAGUGAACAUACAUAACAUUUCUAAACAUUGCUAUCAGCUUUCAAGAAUAAAAAAAUGUUUUAUUCUUCAAUACCAUCCAUUGAAUCUAAGGUUGUGGCAUUGAUUCUUGUUCACCUAACAGGUUAACCUUCAUAGACAAACUUCAGAUUGAGCCUUAUUUUCUGUUGCUGUCUCCUCCUGAGAGAAUACCAAUGUCAGCCACAUUGACUUAUAGUUUACAAUGUGAAUAGAUAAAUUGCAUACAAUUGUUAUGUGAUUGGGGGGGGGGCGCAGUGGUGCAGCGGGCUUGGCUGGGUCCCGCUCUUUGGCGGAU